AAAAAAAAAAAAGAAUCAAGAAAAAGCCUGAAAAUGCCUCCAUUGCUGCCGGACCUAGUCACCGACGUUCUCCUCCGCCUCCCAGUGACGUCUCUUCUGCGGUUCAGAUGCCUUUCUAAAUCACAUUGUGCUGAAAUUGACAGCCAAGAUUUCGCCAAGAAUCAUCUCAAUAGGUCAAUCCAGAGCAAAACCGGCCAAAAGCUAAUCAUCAACAACGAAGAUUUCACGGUUACCACCGAUUUCUAUUAUGCUGAGUUUGAUGGCAACCUCGACGAUACCUACCUACUCAACAACCCAUUGAAGUCUUCGCGUCGCUGCACCUCGGUAUUUGGUUCUUGCAAUGGUUUGUUUCUGCUGGGUAUUUAUGUUAAGGAUGAUAACAUGGACUUUGCCCUGUGGAAUCCAUUCACUAAGAAGUAUAAGAAAUUACCCCCUUGUCCGGUCCAAACUAAUCCUGGGUUCAAAAGAUAUACGUGUUUUGGUUUAGGAUACGUGUCUGCCACCAAUGACUAUAAGAUUGUGAUGAUCUCAAGGGUUCGGAAUGACGGUGAUGAUUGUUAUCAAGUCUGGGUUUUUAGUCUGAAUUCUAAUUCUUGGAGGAGGAUUCAAGAUGUGAAGCAUGAACGGACCUCCUGGGUCGGGCUAUAUGCAAAUGGUGCUCUGUACUGGGAAACUAAAGAUAAGUGUGUUGGUUUUGAUAUCACAAAUGAGGUGUUCUUUAGCCUCACACUAUUGUCUGAUUGUGGCCCAACAGCCAUCUACUAUGAUCUUGUGGUUUUUGGAGGUAACCUCUAUAGUCCUGUAAUACGCAAUGAGCCUAAUAGUAUAGAAUAUUACUUGCGUGUGAGGGAUAAUGGUGGAGAGGUUGCAGGUGGUGGUUGGAGGAAAGAAUUCACUAUUCAGGAAGAGGGGAAUGUUAUGUUGAGUGCGCCUUUGCCUUUGGCAUACUCAAAAGAGGGGGAUAUCAUUCUGCUUAAUGGAGGAAAUUUGGUUUAUUGGUAUAACUUUGAAAACCAAGAAAGAACAAGGGUGGAGUUUCUUCGGCUCCCUGGUUGUCCACCCUACAAUAAUUUCUUUGUUUGCUGGGAAAGUCUUGUUUCUCCUGGGAAUGAUAGUGCAUUUGAUGGCAGAGCUGAGGAGGUGAUAAUAGAGGAUUCAGAGGAUGAUUCAGAGGAUGAUUUAGAGGCUGAUUCAGAGGAUGAUUCGGAGGAUGAUUUAGAGGAUGAUUCGGAGGAUGAUUUAGAGGAUGAUUCGGAGGAUGAUUUAGAGGCUGAUUCAGAGGAUGAUUCAGAGGAUGAUUUAGAGGCUGAUUCAGACUAGCAGAGCAAUGUAAAGCAGACUUCUUUUGGGAGGUUUUAGUUUGCACAUACUAAUAGCUGUUGCUGAAAUGUAUAUGUUUUUGGUUAGCAAGGAUGGAUGAUGGUAUUUCAGUGAAAUUUCGUUUCAAUCCCGCUUUUGUUUAGCCCUUCUCCUUGCAAAUCCUAGUUAGUACCUUUUGUUGGAUUUUGAAUGGCUUGCAAUGCAGCUUCGGAUGUUUCCAUUAAAUUCUAGGUUUCCAA
Messenger RNA from Rubroshorea leprosula, 1559 nucleotides. NCBI's taxonomy places the organism in Eukaryota, Viridiplantae, Streptophyta, Magnoliopsida, Malvales, Dipterocarpaceae. The record is from the annotation of a GenBank genome assembly.